Messenger RNA from Aspergillus puulaauensis, 1032 nucleotides. Its product is annotated as glycosyltransferase family protein. NCBI's taxonomy places the organism in Eukaryota, Fungi, Ascomycota, Eurotiomycetes, Eurotiales, Aspergillaceae. Bases 1 to 1032 code for a protein of 343 amino acids. The record is from RefSeq and is a predicted model, not a curated record. The transcript has 2 exons.
AUGGCGACCCCGCUGGUCGGUACUGCCAUCAUCACAGGAGGAAAUGGGUCGCUCGGGUCGGAAAUAGCCAUCGGGAUUGCGAAAACUCAGCCAUACGUCCACCUGCUACUUGUUGCGCGCGAUAUCAGAUCUGAGAGCGUCAAAGAUGUGAGGGAACGAAUCCGACUGAUUGGGCCCCGGUCCCUCGAGUUUGUCAAGGUAGACCUCGCAAGUUUCAAUUCGGUUGUCAGCUUCUCCGACAUUACAGUUGAGAGGGUCCAAAAUAAAGAAAUUCCUCCAGUGACACUAUUGAUCAACUGCGCCGCCAUGUCGUCAUACGUCACCGACCAGGUAACACGAGAUGGCCACGACCCUGUCUACCAAACGAACUGCAUCGCGCCAUUCUUAUUGACGGUCAGUCUGCUUGAAGCAUUCAGAGCAGGUGAUGGCACCCCGAAUGGCGGCGCACGGGUGAUCAAUAUUGGAUGUUCUUCCAUGUCAAAGGGUACACCCGACUAUUUUGAGAACCCAGAUCCAAAUGUGAGCAUAUGUCCUGGAAAGCCGCUGGGUGCGAAAGAAGCGACCAAGCGCUUCGGAAGUAGUAAGCUCUUAAUGAGUGCGGCUAUGUAUGCGCUGCGGCGAAGCUUGGUGUUGACCGGAAACAUUUCCCUCAACAUAUACACCCUCGAUCCAGGAGGAAUGACCAACGAUGUGCACUCGGCAACUAUCGCCCCAUUAUCGGUGAGAAUGGCCCACCAAACACGAUCUGGGCUUCGACCGUUCCUGCGGGUAUUUUCCAAGAGUGCCAUCAACAAGGCUAGUGUUCCAGCCAAAGUGAUAUCGAAAGUUGCAUUCCAGCGCGACACAGUGGAGAACUGGGGCAGGGAACGGUAUUAUAUCUUGGACAGCGAGUACGAGGCCGGAUCCGUCAUUCCUGCGAUACGAGACCACAAGCAAAUGGAUGCACUGCUAAAGAAAAUGUUGCAGCAAGUUGAGGUCGGGGUCAAGGGGAUGGGUUCCCCCUCCUCAAGGGUAUCGCGGUUAAGUGGCUGA